AUGCCGCUGUUCAGCAAGCAGGCCUCCCUGGCGUGGCUUCUCAGCUCUGCAACUUUAUCCCUCGCAUUUUUCAAGGUGCCCUGCAGCACCCCCCUUGUCAUCCAACGCGCAGACCCUAUCGUCCAGCCGGGUGUUGCAUCUGGCCAUGUCCAUACAAUCAUGGGCGGAUCCGGCUUUGGAUUCACAAUGGACUACAACAUGACUCAGACGUCGCAGUGCAACUCUUGCUCCGCGGUAGAGGACAAGUCCAACUACUGGGUUGCCUCGCUGUACUACCACGCGCAGAACGGGAGCUUCAUCCAAGUGCCCCAGAAUGGCGGUGCUCUCAUCUACUACGAGCAACGCCCUGACCCAACAACCGACGGCACCAUCGUCGCACCCCCAGCCGGGUUCCGCAUGGUCGCGGGCAGCCCCUUCGAUCGCAGCGACAAAGGCGACAUUGCCACCGCCGCUCGCAGCUUUGCGUGCCUGAACUACAACGCCCCCGGCACCCCGCAGACCCACGGGUUCCCAACGACCAACUGCCCGAACGGCUUGCGCGCGCAGGUGUACUUUCCCUCGUGCUGGGACGGCGUUAACCUAGACAGCCCCGACCACAGGUCCCAUGUGGCCUACCCAACUCAGAGCUACGACAACGGGCCGUGCCCUGCAUCCCACCCGGUCAGGAUUAUCUCGAUCUUCCUCGAGGUUACCUGGCACACGGAGCGGUUUGGGAAUAUGUGGUAUGGUAACCAGCAGCCCUUUGUGUUCUCGUUCGGGGAUCCUACGGGCUAUGGAUUGCAUGGUGACUUUCUCAACGGCUGGGACAUUGACGUUCUCCAAGACGCCAUCAACACAUGCCACGACGGCGGCGGCGACAUCACAAAGUGCGAGCCCAUCACCAUGCAGCCAGACUGGGUGACAGACGGCUGCAUUCUUGAGCGCUCGAUCAACGAGAGAAUCGACGGGUGGCUCGAUGAGCUCCCCGGGUGCAACCCCAUCCAGCCCGGCCCCAACGACGCCAGGCCCGUCACCGGCUGCGGCGCACCAACCACCAUCGGCGAGCCCCUGCACUACUACACCGAUCUCACUGGCAGCCACGGGUGGGAGUGGGUGGGUUGCACUCGGGAUAAUGUUGGCGGGCAGCGGGUCCUAGUCGGGUCGAUGGCAGGGAUCUCGGAUAUGACGCCGGCCAAGUGCGUGGAGAAAUGCAAUGCCGAAGGCUACCAGUAUGCUGGCGUGGAGAAUGCAGACGAGUGUUUCUGUGGGAAUAGUGUGGACCAGGACGAUAUGCCUACAGUUACGCCCAUGGGCAAUUGUCUGUGGCCUUGUGCUGGCGACAGCCUGCAGAACUGCGGAGGAUAUGGGUUUAUCGGUCUGUAUCGCAGGUGCCAGGGUGGAUGCAGGAACCUGGAGUAUCCCAUUGUCCCGCAUUAG
Molecule: messenger RNA, 1416 nt
Organism: Aspergillus fischeri NRRL 181
Lineage: Eukaryota; Fungi; Ascomycota; Eurotiomycetes; Eurotiales; Aspergillaceae
Product: DUF1996 and WSC domain-containing protein
Exons: 3
Coding region: 1-1416 (471 amino acids)
Source: RefSeq, a predicted model, not a curated record